This is a messenger RNA of Schistosoma guineensis, 696 nucleotides long. NCBI's taxonomy places the organism in Eukaryota, Metazoa, Platyhelminthes, Trematoda, Strigeidida, Schistosomatidae. The record is from the annotation of a GenBank genome assembly.
AUGCUUCUCAACAAAAAGAAAAUCUCUCAACAGUAUUCCAAAUCUCUCACAGGAUCACUGUCACGUCUCGUAUCAGCUUAUUAUGCAACGGAUGAAAAUCGUAUAUAUGUAUACCCAGGACUUCUACAACCUCCACUUUAUUAUGAAAAUGGUAGUUUAGCUUCGAAAUUUGGAGCACUUGGUUGGAUUAUAAGUCAUGAGAUUAUGCACGGAAUAGGUAUCCAAGGUGUACUGUAUGAUGAGAAUCAGAAUAAACGGACUUCGUUCAGUGCUUUACUGUCAUCCGGUUUGAAACAUUUGAAUGCUUUAUGUCUGAGUCGUCAGUAUGCUUACUAUAGUUACACUGCUUUAAAAGCUUUUCGGACUGAUACUCAAGAAGAAAUGUUGGCUGACAAUGAUGGAUUAAAAGCGUCGUACCACACCUACAAGCGUUUGUUGAAGAAGUCAUCGAACAAUGUUAGCCAAGAUAACCACGAUUCACUUGAAUCUGAUCGACUGUUCUUCCUCUCGUCUGCACAAGCUAUGUGUGGACAUCAUGGUGAGGUAAUACUUGCACAAAAUGCAGUAGCUAUGCCUCAUGUCUUGGAAAAGUUUAGAGUCAUCGGGGCGUUGGUCAAUAGUAGAAGAUUCGCACGUGCAUAUGGUUGUCCAGUUGGUUCACCAAUGAAUCCUGUUACAAAAUGCGAUGCAUGGUAA